UUCCCAUUCUUCCUAUGCAGACAGACACACAACAUGGCGGACUAGAAUAGUCGGCCGACGCGCCCGGAUACAGCGGAUAAACCCUGGGAUUUAACAUCCAAGAAGGCGAAGAAAAUACCCUCCGAAGAGACGCUACAGAAGGGCGAAAUUCUAUUUUUUUGGAGGGGGCGCUUUCUUUACCCUGGCUUUAGCGGAUAAACUGACUGUGAAGUGUUGGCAGUGCGUCCCAGAUCGUGCUUCCCUCCUCUGCUAUCACCCUGGUCCCCCCCACCUCCACCCCGCUCACACUCUCGGUUCCUGGGGUGUGGAGAAAGGGGCCGGGGUUGAAAACGUGGAAGACAGGAUAAAUUCCCACUUGGCUUUCAUUUUUUUCCCCUUCUUCUCUCGCCUCCCCCCUCCGGCUUCCUUUGGGCUCUACAGGAGUUGUGACCAGGCUGUGCGGAUGAGUGAUUGAUGCCAACUACGCUUCUUCAGGGCAGAAUGGGUGUGUGCGCCCUGCUCCUGCUACUUGGUGUAGCCCUGGGGGGCUCAGCCGAGGAUCUUGCCCCUGUCACAGGUCCUACUACCAUACCCACAAAGCCAUCUACAGCACCCUCCCUCAAGGAUGAAGUGCCAGUAUCAAACCCUGCACACCCAUCCACAAAGCUUGCCCAAGCUGUCAUUACAUCAGCAGCAAUCACAACAACAACCACGAUGACGACAACAACAACAACAACAAAAGCAGCAGAAACAGCAGCUACCCUAGAUAAUAAUCAGGACGCAGAACUCAGUAGUUCAACACCCACAGUACAGCUAGCUUCAACUCCUACCCCUCAGGCACCACCAAGCAUCAACCCUCCACUUACUCCUAGCAUAUCGGAAGGAGAUGAUGAGACCUCAGCCACAUCUCCAGAGACUGCAACGACUCCAACGACAACCACAACAACAGAACCAUCCACCCCUGAUAGUAACGAAGAUGAUGAGGAAAUGCCGAUCAUAGCCGUGAUGGUGGCCCUGUCCUCCCUGCUGGUCAUCAUCUUCAUCAUCAUAAUCCUCUACAUGCUCAGGUUUAAGAAGUACAAACAAGCAGGGAGCCAUUCGAACUCCUUCAGACUGACCAACGGCAGGUCAGACGACACAGAACUCCAGAGUGUGCCGCUAUUGGCCCGCUCACCCAGUACAAACAGGAAGUACCCGCCGCUUCCUGUAGACAAGUUGGAGGAAGAAAUGAACCGUCGCAUGGCUGAUGACAACAAGCUCUUCAGAGAGGAGUUUAAUGCACUGCCGGUCUGCCCCAUCCAGGCAACGUGUGACGCUGCCUCUAAGGAAGAGAAUAAAGAAAAGAACAGAUACGUGAAUAUCCUGCCAUAUGAUCACUCCAGGGUGCAUCUCUCAUCUCUGGAAGGAGUCCCAGACUCUGACUUUAUUAAUGCCUCCUUUAUAAAUGGUUACCAAGAGAAGAACAAGUUUAUUGCAGCUCAAGGGCCAAAGGAGGAAACGGUAAAUGACUUCUGGCGGAUGAUCUGGGAGCAGAACACAGCCACAAUAGUCAUGGUGACCAAUCUGAAGGAGAGAAAAGAGUGUAAGUGUGCUCAGUACUGGCCGGACCAGGGCUGCUGGACAUAUGGGAACAUUCGGGUGUCUGUAGAAGACACAAUGGUUCUAGUGGAUUACACCAUCCGCAAGUUCUGCAUCCAACAGGUAGGAGAUGUUUCUGGGAAGAAGCCUCAGCGCCUCAUCACCCAGUUCCAUUUCACCAGCUGGCCAGACUUCGGGGUGCCCUUCACCCCUAUUGGAAUGCUCAAGUUCCUAAAGAAAGUCAAGGCCUGCAACCCCCAGUAUGCUGGCCCCAUUGUUGUUCACUGCAGUGCGGGUGUGGGGAGGACGGGUACCUUUAUUGUGAUCGAUGCCAUGUUGGACAUGAUGAUCGCGGAAAAGAAGGUGGACGUGUUUGGCUUUGUCACCAGGAUAAGAGCCCAACGCUGUCAAAUGGUUCAGACAGAUAUGCAGUACGUUUUUAUCUUCCAAGCGCUGUUAGAGCACUAUCUGUAUGGAGACACAGAGUUAGAGGUGACCUCUCUGGAGUCCCACUUGGCCAAACUCUAUGCGCCCUCACCUGGAGCUGGCUGCAGUGGUCUGGAGGCUGAAUUCAAGAAACUGACAUCCAUCAAGAUUCAGAAUGACAAGAUGAGAACAGGCAACCUUCCUGUCAACAUGAAGAAGAACAGAGUUCUGCAGAUCAUUCCAUACGAGUUCAACAGAGUGAUCAUUCCAGUCAAACGAGGAGAGGAGAACACCGACUAUGUCAAUGCUUCCUUCAUUGAUGGCUAUCGUCAGAAGGAUGCUUAUAUGGCAAGCCAGGGGCCCCUGCAACACACUAUAGAGGACUUCUGGAGGAUGAUCUGGGAGUGGAGAAGCUGCUCCAUAGUCAUGCUCACUGAGCUGGAGGAGAGAGGCCAGGAGAAAUGUGCUCAGUAUUGGCCCAGUGAUUCAGCAGUGACCCAUGGAGACAUCACAAUUGAGCUUAAAAGAGAGGAAGAGAAUGAGAGUUACACAGUGCGUGACCUCUUGGUCACCAACACCAGGGAGAACAAGACUCGAGUAGUGCGUCAAUUCCAUUUCCAUGGCUGGCCAGAGGUGGGCAUCCCCACUGAUGGUAAAGGCAUGAUCAACUUAAUUGCUGCAGUGCAAAGACAACAGCAGCAAUCUGGCAACCACCCAAUCACUGUGCACUGCAGUGCUGGUGCUGGCCGGACGGGGACUUUCUGUGCAUUGAGUACAGUUCUGGAGCGGGUGAAAGCAGAAGGGAUCCUGGAUGUCUUCCAGACAGUGAAGAGCCUCAGACUGCAGAGACCCCACAUGGUGCAGACACUGGAGCAGUACGAGUUCUGCUACAAAGUGGUUCAAGAAUACAUUGAUGCUUUUUCUGACUAUGCCAACUUCAAGUAGGGACCUGCCAUGGAUGGAUGGAUGGAUGUAUGGAUGAAUAGAUAUCCACAUGCACUUCAUAAAAGCAUAUACACGCUCCAGAGCACACACAUUCAGUAUGUUGCCAUGCAGAGAGCUGCGUAUCCCCAUCUGAUGGAUCUUUAAAAAAACAACAACGACAAAAAAAAAAAAAACUCAUCACAGCUUGAUCUGUGGAUGGGAUUGAACUGCCCGGAGAAAAAGGGAAAAGAGGUCUCCUCCCGAAGGACAGGACAGGGCAGUGCAGCUGGACAGAGAAAAUAACUGAGAUGCCUUCUUGAAUAUUUUGUAAUGAUGUUAAUACAGCCCUUCACCCCUAUUUUGCUUUCCAUCAUCACCCCCCUUCCCAAUAUGUAUAUAUACUUAACUGUGUUGCAUUUUAUUACUUUGGUUUAGACACAGUUUUGAGUUUGGCUGCAUUUUAGGGUGGCACCUGUAAUGUAUUUUAUUGGUAUAAAUAUAUAAAUAUAUAUGACUAUAAAUCUAAUGCUUUGGUGGCUAAUGUACAACAACCAGUUUUUUGUUUUGUUUUUUUUAAACACCUUGGGGACAGAGACCUAAAACAUUUUAAACUUUGCCUGAGCCACACUGUAGCAACUUGUGUGUGGUAGCAGAAGUUUCUACAUUCACCCACAGACCCUGAACUGUUUUUCACUCCCAGACAUUCAGACAUAUUCACACAAGCAGUUUUUCUCUACAUUGGGUCGGUUGAAUCUAUUUGGCAAAAGGAAAAAAAAAGCAGCUUUCCAAGCCAGUUAAAGUUUCUCUCCAUUAGGUUUCAGGGGUUCAGAGGUAGCUCAUUACUGGAGAUCGGAAUCUCUGAUGUAGCUCAUAGUCUCAGGUUUUCACACGUGUAAACGUACACCCUAAAUAACAGGAGCCGCUAAUUAUUCUUUGAGCGUCUGUGUGUGUUUGAACUGGAGCACAAGCUGGCAGAGAGUGCUGUGGCGUGGUUCCACAUCGCUUUCUCGUGUCUGCAAAGUGCCAAAGUCCUUCACUUAGUCGGGUAUGUAGCUCUGGAGUCUGGAGACGUUCAUCUUUAGACGUUCAGAACAGCAAAACUUUUGAGCUGUCCAAGGAUCACUAAUUAAAACAUUGAGAUUUUAUAUGCCCCGUACACUCAAGACAUGUAGUUUUAUUAAGGCUUUUAUGAUGUUCUAGGGUCUGUUACAGUAUCAGCAGUAAUGUUGAUGAUGUUGGCGAGCCAAAUCAUAAACAGUAACUCCAUUAUUGCAUCAUACAAAUCAACAAUACCCAGCAUUUGUUUUGUUUACAUAAGCACUUCAGUAUUUUUUAAAAAUGUUGUAGACUGUAUUUCCUUUCUGUCUGGGUUUAUAGUUUUCCUUUGAGCCUGCUGGGAUUUACUGUCUUUUUUUCCUUUCUUUUCUUUUUUAAAUACUUGGCGUCGGGUCACGAGACUGUGCUGUCACUCCUUCAGAGCGAUGCCUUUUUAAUUCCCAUCAUGAAUAUUGAUAACUGAAAGAAUGUUUCCUUUUAUUCGAAUGCUGUUGCUAACAAUUUUCCUCAAAAAUGGAUUUGUUGUUACUUUAAAAGAGGAAAUGUGCCAUGCAAUGCUUUUUCUUUUCUUUUUUCUUUUUUUUAAAUGAAUGUCAUAGGAUGGCGCUCAGACUUGAACUACAGUGUUUAUAUUUCAUUCAAGGUCAACAUUGAGGCCAUGCCCUUUUUUUGAUUGUAAUAAAAGAUAAAUGAUGUCUGUUAACCGCAGGGUUUUAGGUCAGUCCUAAUUUCAACUCAUUCCGCUCAGGAAAUGACUGAUGCCAGGAUGUUUAAAUUUACAAAUUGAACAUAUUCAACUUGAGUUUAUCUCUGCAGCUGUGUCACCUUCAAGUGGUAUUGGCUUCCACCAAAGUCAGGGUAUUCAGAUAUGAUCCCGCAGCUGGAUUUUAAAAGACUGUGUAAUAAAAAAAUGAAAUCUUUUUUUUUCCUCCUUCUUUUGGAAUUUUCCAGCUAGUUCAGUGUUUCUUAUUGUAGCUUUUAACUGUAAACAGACCCAUACUUGUGUAUAAUCUACAUUACAUUAGCACUCCUUUAUGUAAUUUAUUUUAUUAAAAGAAGGAGCACAAUCAAGUGUGGCAACUGAUAGUGGCUAUAUCCUUUUUUAAAAAAUAAUAAAUUUUGAGAAGGGUUGAUCGCAUCAAUGUUGAUUGUUUGAACACUCAUGCACUCUUUGCACCAAAUGUAAAGCCCUUAAAAAGUACAGAACCAAAUGAGAGCUAAGGUCAAAAAGAUAUGGCCUUGAUUUUUACAAUAUGGCGACUAUACUGUGUUUGAUCUGUUGAAGGGUUUUCAGGUUUCAAAGCCCUAGGCUGAUUACUUAAAAGUAGCGGACAGCUAAGCUGACCAGUCACUGAAAUCACUGUUGGCUGUGAGUGGGUCAUGUUCUUCAUUUCAGGUCUUUUUGUUCCAAAGCAUCACAAGUGCUAACGCGAUUGGUUAGGUUCCGUUAUGUUUUUCAUUUAUUGACACUCACUGGGUGUUUCAUCAGGGGAUAGAAGAGGGGAUGCUUAGCGUUACUGUCUGUUCUUAAAUUACGGGGGUUUGUUGUGCACGUUUCAAUCAUGUGAUCAUGUCUCACUGCAAUUUGACCACAAAACAUGACACUGUGCCAAACUGUGAGAGACAAUAUUUUGUUAAUUUUGUUAUUAUAAGUGAACUGAUGAAGUGCCUCACGGGUAGGUUUUCAAAACAAAUGAAUCAUCCCUUGAGUUUUCUUAACUCACAUCCAUUUCCUCAUGUUUCACCUGUUGACCAAUGACAAAUCCUUUUUGUGUGACAAAUUGAGGGAGCCAGAACCAAGUGUGGGUCAGUUAUGUUUUCUUUCACAUUCCCUGUAGGUGUAUAUUUGUGGAUUUCUUGCUUGUGUACAUCAAACUAAUAUUGACACCUUUAUUUUAUUUUUUUUCAAAUGCAUACUAUUUUAAUUUCAUUCCAUAUCAGCUGAACAUGGGAUCCAUGACUAGUAAUCAAGUGUUGGUACCCCGAAUGUAGGACUAAAACACAGAAAUAGGAUUUGCAUCCUUUACCACCAAGAGAAACCAGUUGCCCUUGUUUUAUCCCUUUAUUCCAGGAGUUUUCCCCCACUGGAGCGUUUUGAAUGCCCUGAUGAAACUCAAUCCACGGUCUCCAUUUCUAGAAAGGGAGACUGCAGAAAACUGUUGCCCAGCUUUUCUCUUCUCAUCACCUUCUCUUUGUCUCCUAUUCAUCUCCGCUCACUUGUUGCUUCCUUUCUAUCCUUCACUUUCCCCCUUGAACCAUUCCUCCCAGUGGUCAACACCCUCUCCCCUUUUGUACAUAAUGUAAGGUUAUUUAUAAUUCAUUCCUGUCUGCUGCCUUGCUUAUUUUAUUUUCUAUUCCCUCCUGUAAUUUUUUUUUUUCUAAAGAUGUAUAUUGAACUGUAUCGGGACCAUUUUGAAAUGUAUUACAGAUGUGUUUCGGCCAUUUUUUAAUUUGGUAUGAUUGUCUUAAGCAAAUCCUAUUUUUUAUUUUGCCUAAGUUUGUUUCUUGUGUUUUUUUGUUAUUCAACAUUUGAAUAUAUGUAUAUAUAAUUAUAUAUGAUAAAAUUAUAUAUAAUUAUAUAAUGCCAAAUGGCCUUUCUAAGCAAGAUACUGUUCAAACCUAAUAAAGUGCUUGAGAUUUUAACCUCUUGUCAGCAUACA
Messenger RNA from Oreochromis aureus, 6623 nucleotides. It is a transcript of the gene ptpra, whose product is annotated as protein tyrosine phosphatase receptor type A. Bases 454 to 2928 code for a protein of 824 amino acids. The transcript is spliced from 22 exons. NCBI's taxonomy places the organism in Eukaryota, Metazoa, Chordata, Actinopteri, Cichliformes, Cichlidae. Gene Ontology annotation, molecular function: protein tyrosine phosphatase activity. The record is from RefSeq and is a predicted model, not a curated record. Gene Ontology annotation, biological process: protein dephosphorylation.